Molecule: messenger RNA, 885 nt
Organism: Mesorhabditis spiculigera
Lineage: Eukaryota; Metazoa; Nematoda; Chromadorea; Rhabditida; Rhabditidae
Source: the annotation of a GenBank genome assembly
AUGUUCUUCCAAUUCGAGUGGCGAUGCCGUCACGACCUGGCGGUGACGUUGACGAUCGUUGCAGGCUGCGACUUGAACUCCAACAAGUCAUUUGGAAAAGUGGUGACCAACUCGAGCGAUUUGCUGAAGGCACUUUCCGAUAAUAUUGAGCCGGACUCCAUCAUUCGCACGAAUAUCUUCAACGAGCCGCAAUACGAAGUCGGCAAAAGUCUGUUCUCCAAGUACAUCCCGGUGAACGAGCAGGAGUUGAGGAUCCGCUUCACUGACGGUGGCAAGAGCGCGAUCCAGCAAUUCCGCGAAAAACUCGGUCAACCCUCCGACGACACCAGUACGGCACAUGACGUCGAGGAGUGGCUGUCGGAAUUUGUGGCCGAACACUUCACCGGCAAGACGCUACAAGAGCUGAUGGCCCUCUACCUUGAAGGCCUCACCGGCAAAAAGGCUUGUAACGCCGAGCCCGCCCCGCCAGUCGAGCAUCCGCCCCGCCGCUCCUACGACGUCGGGUUUAAGCUCGAGGUGGCCGCCUUCGCCAAGGCGAACAGCAUCCAUUCGGCGUCGCGGAAGUACGACGUUGCUAGGAAGAACAUACAAACUUGGAUCCGGCAGCGCGAGGUGUUGCAAUACGAAUUUGAAGAAGAUGACCAAGCCAAACGAAAGCGACUCCUCGGUGCCGGUCGCCGAGUACGCGACGACAAGCUGGAGAACGACCUGGUGACGUGGAUCUGCGAACGGCGCGCUUCUGGCCAGGCCGUUAGCCGAUCGCUGCUACAGAAGCAGGCCAUCAAAAUGUCGACUGAUCCGAGCUUUAAGGCCAGCAACGGUUGGCUUGAAUCGUUCCUGAAGCGCAACAAAAUGGUCCAGCUGUCCGAGGGAAUUUUCUUGAUA